Messenger RNA from Exophiala oligosperma, 6283 nucleotides. RefSeq lists its product as uncharacterized. NCBI's taxonomy places the organism in Eukaryota, Fungi, Ascomycota, Eurotiomycetes, Chaetothyriales, Herpotrichiellaceae. Bases 139 to 6204 code for a protein of 2021 amino acids. Gene Ontology annotation, molecular function: guanyl-nucleotide exchange factor activity. The record is from RefSeq and is a predicted model, not a curated record. The transcript is spliced from 2 exons. Gene Ontology annotation, biological process: regulation of ARF protein signal transduction.
CUGUACUCGGUUCGGCUCCCAGACAAAAUAAUUUGGCAGCCUUGACGACUGCGAUGUGCCCGAUGUAUUUGACAUUCCUACGACCAUCCUAAUCCCUCUCUUGACUCCGACCCGAGUCUUUUCUCACUUGCCGGCCAGAUGUCUGGCGUAGAAAGUGAGCAGCACCAAACCGAGCCCAUUUCAGACCACGACGAUCCUCAGCACGAGAGUGGCUCGGAGGAAGAGGUGGAGGAGCCCGAGUAUGGCUACGCAUCAGAAGAACCUCCACAGGUCGCCGUACCUCCUGCAGUGACAAUAACGGUCGAAGACGCCGAUGCGGAGGAGGAUACCCAAGCCGAGACGUUGCAGGACGAUGCGUAUGACAAUGAAUCGCAAAGCGACGGUACAACGCCCACCGAAUCUCACGUGGAUUCUGGUGAACCACGUCACUCACAGGAGGAGGUAGAUGCCUCGACUCUUGAUACUGCGACCCAGUCCAACGAUUCAGAGAUUGCUCGGGAGGUCAGGGAGGACUCCCAGUCACUACCUUCGCAAGAUGACAACAACACCAACCAGGCUCAGCACGAGACAGCAUCGGAGGUCAGGCCAACCAGAUCAGAUUCGAGAUCUACGGUGGUCUCCCGCCCACUACCGGUCAGCUCCACAGUCUUCGUCGUCAGUGCACUGGAAUCCAUCGGAGCCGCGAAGGAGGUGCGCAGGAACAAGGAAUUCACAGAGGCUGUGCAAGCAGCUUUGGCAAACAUCAAGAACUCGGAGCAGCCGGUCAACCCAGAGAUCAUCUUUCAGCCUCUACAGAUGGCCACAAAAUCGUUCAACGUACCCUUGCAGGUCACCGCGCUUGACUGUAUCGGCAAGUUGAUUAGCUAUUCUUACUUUGCUUUCCCUGCCGUUGCGACAAAUCAUACUGGUGGUGCCGAGACACCACCGCUCAUCGAGAGAGCCAUUGAGGCGAUUUGCGACUGCUUCGAGAAUGAAGCGACCGCCGCCGAAAUUCAGCAGCAGAUCAUCAAAUCCUUGCUCGCAGCCGUUUUGGACGACAAAAUAGUGGUGCAUGGUGCCGGUCUACUCAAAGCCGUCCGCCAGAUAUACAACAUCUUCAUUUACUCAAAAUCUAGCCAGAAUCAGCAAGUCGCACAGGGUUCUCUCCUUCAGAUGAUCGCAACCGUGUUUGAACGAGUUAGAGUCAGACUAGAUGUGAAAGAAGCGCGUUUUAGGGAGCAAGUUUCAAAAUCUGAAGAAGCACUCUCCGGGGAUGCCUCAUUCGAAAGUGCAUCACUGAACGGACUAAAUGGGCACUUGGAUACGCCUGAUCAAGAGACCCCUCCCCAGCUGUCAGACACGCCCGUUCAGGCGCCUGAAAAGUUGACCCUACAAAGCUUCGAGAACACAAAGCACCUUGAUGAUGCAGUUGUGGCUGAUUCAGCUCCUACUACUGUGACGCGAGCUAAAAGAGACCGUAAGAAUACUCGGUCUAGCUCGGGGCCUAUUUCGCGAACGAGUCUCCAAGAAGAUCGUGAGGAGGCCGAGGAGGACGAAGACGACAUCUAUAUCAAAGAUGCGUUUCUCGUUUUUCGAUCACUGUGCAAACUCAGCCAGAAAGCUUUGAGUCACGACCAGCAGCAGGAUCUUCGAAGUCAAAAUAUGCGCUCUAAACUUCUUUCCCUUCAUCUUAUUUAUCAUGUUAUCAACAACUAUACGACGGUAUUUACCUCGUCUUUCUCGAUUAUCAAAAGCGGCAAUAAUGAUGAAAAUACUCCAUUUCUGCAAGUAGCCAAGCCACAUUUAUGUCUCAGUCUUUCACGAAAUGCCUCCAGUUCGGUCUCCCGGGUUUACGAAGUCUGCUGCGAGAUUUUCUGGCUUUCUCUUAAGCACAUGCGCGUUUUACUCAAGAAAGAGCUUGAAGUGUUUUUGAAAGAGAUUUAUCUAGCAGUUCUGGAAAGGCGUAGUGCGCCUCAAUUUCAGAAGCAGAUGUUCAUGGACGUCUUGGAGAGAUUGUCGGGCGAUCCCCGUGCUCUGGUGGAGGUCUACCUCAACUAUGACUGCGACCGCACUGCAUUGGACAAUAUGUACCAAGAGAUCAUUGAACAUCUGUCAAGGAUCUGUAGUACUCCAGUGCUCAUCACACCAGUCCAGCAACACCAGUACCAGGAGCAACAAGGGAAGUCUGCUGCGAACUCAGAGUGGCAUUCGAAGGGGUCCUUACUCCCUAAUUUGACUACAUCUGCCCUUAGUCACCCGCCACCAAUUCCGCCGCCGAUACCAGUGGAAUAUGUUCUGAAGCAGCAAUCACUCCGCUGUCUCACCGAAAUAUUAACCUCACUUGACAAUUGGUCAAGUCAAGACCAGUCGGACCGCUCCAAUGGAUCCCGCUAUCCAGCUUCGAGGGGUUCAUUUGAAGAUUCGAGAGAGUCGCUUGACUACGGAGAGAAGCCUCCACCAUCGCCACGUGUACCAGGACUUGCUCCUGCUUCUGGUGUCUCAACACCGGUAGCCGAAGAUGACCCCAAUGAGAUUGAAAAGGUCAGACAACGGAAAACAGCUUUGAACGAGGCUAUAAGACAAUUCAACUUCAAACCUAAACGAGGCAUCAAGGCCCUCAUAUCCGACGGGUUUAUUCGAAGCAACAAUCCACAGGAUAUUGCGAAAUUCCUUUAUGCCAAUGAUAGGCUCGACAAAGCCAUGUUGGGAGAAUUUCUAGGCGAGGGCGAUGAAUCGAACGUUGCGAUCAUGCAUGCAUUUGUUGAUCUUAUGGACUUUGGUAAAAGAAGAUUUGUGGAUGCUCUCAGGCAAUUCCUGCAAAGCUUCCGACUUCCUGGAGAAGCUCAAAAGAUCGAUCGUUUCAUGCUGAAAUUUGCGGAACGUUAUCUCAGCGGCAAUCCUAAUGCUUUUGCGAAUGCAGACACAGCCUACGUGCUGGGGUAUUCUGUAAUCAUGCUAAAUGUCGAUCAGCACAGUACCAAGAUGAAAGGACAAAGAAUGACCGUGGAAGACUUUAUCAAGAACAACCGUGGUAUCAACGAUGGACAAGAUUUGCCACCAGACUACCUGACUACCAUCUACGAGGAAAUCGCCAGCAACGAGAUUGUCCUAGCGUCCGAAAGGGAACAUGCCGCAGAAUUAGGGAUCACGGCUGCUACUCCGGCAACUGGUCUUGCGUCAAGAGCCGGGCAGGUCUUUGCAAACGUCGGAAGGGAUCUACAGAAGGAGAAAUAUGCUCAAGCUUCGGAAGAAAUGGCCAACAAGACGGAGCAGUUGUAUCGAAGCCUCAUUCGAGCUCAGAAGCGAUCCGCUGUUCGUGAAGCUUUGUCCCGAUUCAUUCCAGCGACAUCAAUCAAGCAUGUCGGGCCCAUGUUCAAUGUGACCUGGAUGUCUUUUCUAUCAGCAUUUUCGAGUCAGAUGCAAGAUGCACAGAAUCUUGAUCUUAUCAAACAGUGCCUCUAUGGAUUGAGACUAGCCAUCAGAAUAUCUUGCCGAUUUGAUCUCGAAACCCCAAGGGUUGCCUUCGUUACGGCUUUGGCCAAGUUCACCAACUUGAGCAACUUGAAGGAGAUGAUGGCCAAGAAUCUGGAAGCUUUGAAAGUCCUUAUCGAGGUUGCCUUGUCGGAAGGCGAUGUGCUGAAAUCUUCAUGGCGGGAGGUUCUCAUGUGCAUCAGCCAGCUUGACAGGCUUCAACUAUUGUCUACUGGUAUUGACGAAGGUGUUGUUCCCGAUGUCACGCGGGCCAAUAUUCCCACACCUUCAAACGCCAGAGACAACAAUCGCAGCCGACGGUCUAUGCAACCGGCCAGACGUCCAAGACCCAGAUCAGCGCACAGCUUCCGUCCGGAAGUUGCAGACGAGACUAUGUCUACUGACAUGAUCCGCGGAGUGGAUAGAAUAUUUACCAACACCGCCAAGCUGUCCUCUGAAGCCAUUAUCGAUUUCGUCAGGGCUCUAAGCGAUGUUAGCUGGCAAGAGAUUCAGUCUUCGGGAAAUAGUGAUUCUCCUAGGACCUACAGCUUACAAAAGCUGGUGGAGAUCAGCUACUAUAACAUGACCAGAGUCAGGAUAGAGUGGACACGGAUAUGGGAGGUCCUGGGUGAGCAUUUCAAUCAAGUCGGCUGUCACAAUAACACCGCCGUCGUCUUCUUUGCACUUGAUUCUCUUCGACAACUCUCGAUGAGAUUCUUGGAAAUCGAGGAAUUGCCCGGAUUCAAGUUUCAAAAAGACUUUCUCAAACCUUUCCAGCAUGUCAUGGCAAAUAGCACAGUCGUCACCGUCAAAGACAUGGUGUUGAGAUGCCUCAUACAGAUGAUACAGGCUCGAGGGGAAAACAUCAGGUCUGGCUGGAAGACAAUGUUUGGCGUAUUCUCUGUUGCGGCCCGAGAGCAGUAUGAGGCCAUUGUCAACAUUGCUUUCGACUACACUACGCAGAUCUAUAACACUCGGUUUGGCGUUGUGAUCUCGCAAGGCUCGUUCCCGGACCUGAUUGUCUGUCUAACCGAGUUUUCCAAGAAUCUGAAAUUCCAGAAGAAAUCUCUUCAGGCCAUCGAACUGUUGAAAUCUACAGUGCCCAAGAUGCUCAAGACUCCCGAGUGUCCGCUGUCUCGACGCCACGGAGGAUCAUCCCAGUCUGAUGCUUCAGGUAUUGUCGCUGGGGUAAAGCAACCGACAUCACAAACGGAGGAAGAGCAAUUCUGGUAUCCGGUACUUAUCGCCUACCAAGACGUCUUGAUGACAGGGGAAGAUCUGGAAGUCCGAUCAAGAGCUCUGAAUUACCUGUUCGAGACGUUGAUAAGAUACGGUGGAGAUUUUCCAAUCGAAUUCUGGGAUACUCUGUGGCGCCAAGUACUGUAUCCGAUCUUUGUUGUCUUGCAGUCUAAGUCGGAGAUGUCUAAGGCUCCCAACCACGAGGAGCUGUCUGUUUGGCUGUCUACCACCAUGAUUCAAGCCCUGCGAAACAUGAUCACCCUUUUUACGCACUACUUCGACUCAUUAGAGCACAUGUUGGACCGCUUUUUGGACCUCUUGACAUUGUGCAUUUGUCAAGAAAACGAUACCAUUGCCCGGAUUGGCAGCAACUGCCUUCAGCAACUCAUUCUGCAGAACGUCACAAAGUUCAGACCCGAACACUGGGCUAGGAUUGUGACAGCGUUUGUUGAGCUCUUCAACCGGACAACGGCUUAUGAACUCUUCUCCGCUGCUGCCACAAUGUCCGAUGCUCGACCAACACCAUCUGCUGAUAGUGGUGAUGGACUGAGUAUUUCAGGAAGCUCAAUCGUCGAAACUCCUACAGAAAAUGGAACACAAGCACAGCUUCCACUCGCCAGUCCACCUGCGGAUGGUCACAAGGAACCGGUGGUGUCGCCUCCCGAGAUAUCACAGCAAGGUGCACAAGAGCUAGAAGAUUAUCGACCUCAUUCAGAUAUGCAAGCUCCUGCCCCAGUAGUGACGGCAGCACGUCGUCGCUUUUUCAACAAGAUUAUCACGAACUGUGUUCUCCAGUUGCUCAUGAUUGAGACGGUUGCCGAACUCUUUUCCAAUGACUCGGUGUACGCUCAAAUACCCUCACCGGAACUACUAAGACUCAUGACGCUGCUCAAGAAAUCAUAUCAAUUCGCGAAGAAGUUCAACGGCGACAAGGAUCUGAGGAUGGCUUUAUGGCGACAAGGAUUCAUGAGACAGCCGCCCAAUUUAUUGAAACAAGAAUCUGGAUCCGCCAACACCUACGUCAGUAUCUUGCUGAGGAUGUACCAUGACGAAGGCGAGGAGAGGAGGUCAAGCAGAGAUCAGACUGAAGGGGCAUUGAUCCCGCUAUGUGCGGACAUCAUCCGCUCCUUUAUCCUGCUCGACGAAGAAACUCAGCAACGAAACAUUGUGGCCUGGAGACCUGUCGUCAUUGACGUCCUAGAAGGAUACACGAAUUUCCCCAGGGACAGCUUCCAGAAACAUCUCGAAACAUUCUACCCUCUUUCUGUUGGGUUGCUGGAGAAGGAAAUCAACACCGACCUUCGUUCUGCCCUGUGGGGUAUCUUCCGUCGAGUCGGCGAGAUACAGUUCGGCAUGCCAGAUUUUAUCAUGGCCACCAGUCGAGGUCGAGAUGGGAGCGUGAGUUCGAUGAGGAAUGGAAGCGUCGGUCCUACCCCCACGAGUCCAGGCCCUUCGUCGUCGUCGUUGAGUUAUGGACGGAGAGGAAGUAGAGCAAGUCGUACUGGAGCGGUGUGAAGAGAGAGAGAUAUUUUGUAUGAAUUAUUUUUCAAACUACAAUAUGUAGGUAGAGAAGAUCUGAUCAUGCCGUGUGAGA